CUUGAAGGAAUUCGUAGAAAAACUCACGCCAUAUUUUCACCUAGAAAACCAUGAUAUUGUGACAGUUUCAACUAAUGAUUAUCAAUGAGCACAAAAUCUGUGAAGGUAAUGAGAAGCCGACAAUCAUUUUUUUCCGAAGUAUUGAUCAUCAAGCAGGCCAUGGUACAUGGUUAUCAAAAAUUUUCCCAAUGUUUUGCAACAACAAUUUCACAAUUAGAUUGAAAAGCAUGUGUCCAGAAAUUGUGGCCAAUGUUCAGCCGGGUUAUGUAAAUGUUCUGCAACUAUGGCCUUCGUGUAUUAUUACUGAGUACUCCAGAUACUUCAGGGACAAUGUUUGUUCGGAAUUCGAUUUAAAUGCAACAUUUUAAUUGUUUGGGCCCGCCAUCAAUAACAAUGAGGUAUUGGUGUAUUAAGGAAUAAUAUUUUUAGACGGCUACUUUUUAUUUUUUGGAAAUUUCGAGCAUAAAUAA
This is a messenger RNA of Microplitis demolitor, 470 nucleotides long. RefSeq lists its product as uncharacterized. The record is from RefSeq and is a predicted model, not a curated record. The transcript is spliced from 4 exons. The coding region runs from base 75 to 368 and encodes 97 amino acids. NCBI's taxonomy places the organism in Eukaryota, Metazoa, Arthropoda, Insecta, Hymenoptera, Braconidae.